Carya illinoinensis is the source of this 1104-nucleotide messenger RNA. RefSeq lists its product as uncharacterized. The coding region runs from base 1 to 1104 and encodes 367 amino acids. Gene Ontology annotation, molecular function: DNA helicase activity. Gene Ontology annotation, biological process: DNA repair; telomere maintenance. NCBI's taxonomy places the organism in Eukaryota, Viridiplantae, Streptophyta, Magnoliopsida, Fagales, Juglandaceae. The transcript has a single exon. The record is from RefSeq and is a predicted model, not a curated record.
AUGUUAACAGAAUUUUUUGCAUUAAAUCGAGUAGACGAGAAUGCAAAGAGAUUACUAUAUAAAGAAUUUCCAGAAUAUUAUGUUUGGAACCAACAAAACAAAGAUUGGACUCCUCGGAAAAAGAAAACUGUUAUAGGCCGUAUUGUUACAGCAAAUCCAUUUGAUGGCGAAAGGUAUUAUCUGCGGAUAUUGCUAAACCAUGUAAGAGGACCUUUGUCGUUUGACGAUCUCAGGACAGUUGAUGGUGUUGUGGCUCCAACAUUUCACGAGGCAGCAACAAUGCAUGGGUUGCUACAGAGAGACAGUAGCUUAGAAGAUUGUUUACAGGAAGCAUCUUUAUAUCAAGUGCCAUCCAGUUUGAGACGGUUAUUUGCAACAAUAUUGGUUUAUUGUAAUCCAACAUAUCCGAGGGAGCUUUGGGAAAGUUUUGAACAAGAUAUGUCAGCUGAUUUCAAAUCAACAGAAGAUUCUAUAUCAAAAGUAAGAACCCAAGUAUUGAGGUCAAUCUCUUUUACAAUUGAAUCAAUGGGGAAAGACAUUAAUUCCUACCAUCUUCUUGAUGACGACAUUUGCUUCGAUGAAGAAGAAUUUCAAUCUAGAGAAAUCGAUGAUGAAUUGGCUGUUGCAAUUCCAAAAGAAGAUAUUGCUGCAUCACAAUUUCUUAAUAGUGAACAACAACAUGUCUAUAACGCAGUGCUGGAAAAAGUAUUUGCAAACCAAAAUGCUGCAUUCUUUGUAGAUGGCCCAGGUGGGACAGGGAAAACAUUCCUAUACAGAGCACUUCUCGCAACAGUACGAUCAAGAAAAUUAGUAGCACUUGCAACUGCUUCAUCAGGCGUUGCUGCAUCUAUUCUUCCGGGAGGUCGAACAGCACACUCACGUUUUAAGCUUCCACUUGAUACUGACGAAAGAAACAUGUACUGUGUUAGCAAAGAAAGUGCACUGGCAAACCUACUACGUGCAGCAAAAUUAAUAAUUUGGGACGAGUCUCCAAUGACAAGAAAACAACACAUAGAAGCAUUGGAUAAGAUGCUACAAGACAUCAAUGAUUCAGAUGUAACAUUCGGUGCAAAGGUUGUUGUUUUCGGUGGAGAUUUUCGAUAG